Messenger RNA from Plasmopara halstedii, 1014 nucleotides. RefSeq names its product udp-galactose translocator-like isoform x2. NCBI's taxonomy places the organism in Eukaryota, Oomycota, Peronosporomycetes, Peronosporales, Peronosporaceae. Gene Ontology annotation, cellular component: Golgi membrane. The record is from RefSeq and is a predicted model, not a curated record. The transcript has 2 exons. Gene Ontology annotation, biological process: pyrimidine nucleotide-sugar transmembrane transport. The coding region runs from base 1 to 1014 and encodes 337 amino acids. Gene Ontology annotation, molecular function: UDP-galactose transmembrane transporter activity.
AUGGAGCUCUCCCCGUCGACGCUCAAGUACGCAAGUCUGUGCGUGCUAUGCGUGCAAAAUAGUCUCCUUGCCAUUUUGAUGAGGCUGUCAAGAGUUGGUAAUUUUCCACGUUUCAAUACAUCAACUGCCGUCUUUGUGGGCGAAGCACUAAAGCUGAUCACGUGCUUUGCGGAGAUUUAUGGACUGAAGAGUUCGGUACGACAAAAGCGUAUAAAUGAAUAUAUUCAAAAUAUUGUCAAUCCAAGUGAGUUGCUACGUGUGAGCGUGCCUGCUUUGCUCUAUGUAGUGCAGAACAACUUGCAGUAUGUGGCAGUGUCAAAUCUGGAUGCACCUACGUUUCAAAUCAUGUAUCAACUGAAGAUUCUUACCACUGCUAUCUUCUCAGUCGUGAUGCUACGAAAGUCUGUGCUAAUCACGCAAUGGGGAGCAAUUAUUUCGCUUAUGAUAGGCGUGGCAUUGGUGCAAUUGGAUGACAAUUUCUCAAAUGCAGUUUCAAAGACAAAAGAAGACGUGAGUCAAAGUACUACCACAGGACUGAUGGCUGUGGUUGCUGCAUGUGUGUGUUCUGGUUUCGCUGGUGUGUACUUUGAAAAAAUUCUCAAAGGCUCCGGCACAAAGACUUCGCUUUGGGAGCGUAAUAUUCAGAUGUGCUUUCUUGGGCUAGCACUCUCUGGUGGUGGUCUAGUAUAUAACGAUUUUGAGUCAAUCUCGACUAUUGGGUUCUUCUAUGGAUAUCGUCCGGCUGUGUGGGCGGCCAUUGCCAUGAGUGCGUUCGGUGGUCUUUUGACGGCUGUUGUCGUAAAAUAUGCCGACAAUAUUCUUAAAGCCUUUGCCACAUCCAUUGCAGUGAUAAUGUCGGUCAUUUUGUCGGUAUUUGUGUUCGACAAAGUACCCACGAGUCAAUUUGUUGUGGGUGCCAUUCUCGUUAAUGGCUCGGUUUACGUUUACGGCAAGGCCCCCGAAUGGCAUAAAGAUUGCCUUGAUCCACUUUUACCUGUCAUAAAAGGCAACUAG